This is a messenger RNA of Euleptes europaea (tarantolino), 1155 nucleotides long. RefSeq names its product solute carrier family 10 member 2 (gene SLC10A2). Gene Ontology annotation, molecular function: bile acid:sodium symporter activity. The record is from RefSeq and is a predicted model, not a curated record. Gene Ontology annotation, biological process: bile acid and bile salt transport. Gene Ontology annotation, cellular component: apical plasma membrane. The transcript is spliced from 6 exons. The coding region runs from base 1 to 1155 and encodes 384 amino acids. NCBI's taxonomy places the organism in Eukaryota, Metazoa, Chordata, Lepidosauria, Squamata, Sphaerodactylidae.
AUGCAGGACGACGUUCAAGAAAGAUCUGGUGCUUUAUCCUCCCAGGUUUUGACGACGCAGCCAUCCUUCAACUUUUCUUACUGUUCCCCAAAUGCCACCGUCUGCAACGGCACCUCCUGUGUGUUGCCCAGCGAUGAUUCUAACAGGACUUUGAGUCUGAUUUUAAGUACUGUCCUAACAAUCAUGUUGGCAAUGGUGAUGUUCUCCAUGGGCUGUAAUGUGGAGCUACCCAAGUUUUUAGGACACAUUAAAAGGCCCUGGGGCAUUAUGGUGGGUUUCCUCUGUCAGUUUGGGAUCAUGCCUCUUACUGGCUUCGUGCUGGCACUUGCUUUCGAAGUGCUUCCGAUACAAGCCGUUGGAGUGAUCAUUAUGGGAUGUUGUCCUGGAGGAACCGCUUCCAAUAUUUUAGCCUACUGGGUAGAUGGUGACAUGGACCUAAGCAUUAGUAUGACAACAUGUUCAACCCUGCUGGCCAUGGGGAUGAUGCCACUUUGUCUCUUUAUUUACACCAGAAUAUGGACAGAUUAUGACUCCAUUUUGAUCCCCUAUGACAGUAUUGGCAUUUCAUUGGUAGCCCUAGUAAUUCCUGUCUCGUUGGGAAUAUAUGUUAAGAAUCGAUGGCCUGCAAAAGCUAAACUCAUACUAAAGAUUGGUUCCAUUACCGGUGCAGUUCUUAUUGUCCUCAUAGCUGUGGUGGGAGGAAUUUUGUACCAAGGAUCCUGGACAAUCACUCCUCAACUCUGGAUUGUUGGAACCAUCUUUCCAUUAGCUGGCUAUUCAUUGGGCUUUUUCUUGGCUCGUUUAGCUGGCCAGCCUUGGCACAGAUGUCGAACAGUGGCUCUGGAAACGGGGAUGCAAAACACUCAGUUGUGUAGCACAAUUGUGCAGCUCUCCUUCAGCCCUGAACAACUGGCAUUAAUGUUUACUUUCCCACUCAUCUACAGUAUUUUCCAGCUAACUUUUGCAGGUCUAAUCUUGGGAGGCUAUCAGCUACACAAAAGGCAUUGCGCUAAUAGAAGGAAAGACUUGUGCGAAGAAGCAAAUGAACCUGCAUCAUUGCCGGCACCGAUGUAUUCAACGAUGAAUGGAGGAUUUAAGCCAGAGGAGGAGGAAGCAGAAACUCAUGUGUCACGGGCAGCUAACAGGAAAAUCUAA